AUGACUAGACUGCAAGUUGUCGUAUUCGUUUCUGUAGAUUUGAAAUUGUUGGAAUCCAGCUUGCCAAUCAGUGCGGUAGUCAUUGAUCGUCCAUCUGCCAGCGAAUCAGAACCUGUAAAAGAAUGUUCAACACACAUGCAGCAACACACUGGUAUUUGUGCUUCAACUGGAACAGAGCAACAAUCAACUGGAACCAAUCAUGAUGUAGCUCAGUCAACUUCAGAUGAUGAUAUAUUUGACAACACACUAUACGACGACGUCUGCCAUUUUCCUAAAAACUAUAUCCCAGAUAACAAACGGCCCAUUCUCACACAUCAGCAAAGGCUGGAUAGAGUCGAAAAAAGAAUGAGGAAUAUGGGUAUGGAAAUUCCAACUGAUGUUGGAGACGGAUAUCCGCACAAGAUGAGCACCAAGGCAAAGGAAAGAAUACUAGAAGCUAAACAAAAGGAGCGUAGAAUGAGCUCAUCUGAUAAAAAGAAAUUCAGGAAACUGAGACUAGGAAGAUUAUGGGUGUGUCGCAAGUUGGCUCUUGAACCUAUCGAAGAAGAAUCAAUCAGAGUUGUAUCUGAACCUACUCCAGAAUUAAAAUCCAUCUUGAAACCCGGAUCUACUUUUAAACCCCACGGCUCAAAACACGAUCAUUCUAAAAAACAUCAGCAAAAGUCAAGUCACGAUGCUGGUUCAAGGGAAGCUAAAGUACACUUUGUACCAACGACUAAAAUUGCUAGAUAUUCAAGUGAAUCUAGUGUACUGCAAGAAUAUGAUAUUCAACUUCCUUCAUUACGUUCAAAGUUUAAUAGAUUCAAACGACAGAUGCUGAGGUUCAUUGGAUAUAGAAGGCAUACUUGA
Molecule: messenger RNA, 849 nt
Organism: Batrachochytrium dendrobatidis JAM81
Lineage: Eukaryota; Fungi; Chytridiomycota; Chytridiomycetes; Rhizophydiales
Exons: 4
Coding region: 1-849 (282 amino acids)
Source: RefSeq, a predicted model, not a curated record